Moesziomyces aphidis is the source of this 1914-nucleotide messenger RNA. The record is from the annotation of a GenBank genome assembly. NCBI's taxonomy places the organism in Eukaryota, Fungi, Basidiomycota, Ustilaginomycetes, Ustilaginales, Ustilaginaceae.
AUGGCACACGCAUCGAUACCGCCAUCGAAACGGCAGCGGGUAGGAUACGAGGAUUCCGCAUCGCCACCUCCGCCUCCACCAGCUGAGGAAGAUGGGGAGCAUACGAAUGGAUUUCCUGCACCCCCCCGCUCACCGCCACCACCGCCGCCGCCAGAGCUCCCUCUAGAUGUGGCCGAGAAUGCCGACAUCGUGCCACCACCACCGCCAUCUCCUCCUCCGCCUCCCCCUCCUCCCGCUGCCGGGGAAGAGGACGAAGACGCCGAAGACGAUCUCGAUAUCCAGGAUGCCGAGUACUGGACGCGGCUUGCGCAGUCGUCCUCUGCCUCUGGCCCAUCGAGUACGGCAGCGUCUUCUUCAAAAGAGCCAGCUGCAGCAGCGAGCGGAACGAGCUUAGCCAAGAAUAGCAAGUCGGCGCUUUACCUCGACACGAUCAACCGCGCGGUCCUCGACUUUGACUUUGAGAAGCUCUGCUCGGUGUCGCUGAGCAACAUCAACGUGUACGCAUGCCUGGUGUGCGGCAAGUACUUUCAAGGGCGCGGGCGAAACUCGUAUGCGUAUCUGCACAGCAUCGACACGUCGCACCACGUCUUUAUGAAUCUCGCAACGUCGCAGACGUACAUUCUGCCGGACAACUAUGCGGUGCCGGAGGAGAGCCAGGCUGCGCUGCAGGAUAUCAAGUAUCUGCUCAACCCGACGUUCGACACAAGGACACUCGCAACGUUGGACGAAAAGGAGGCGUACGAUCUCAACGGCACGGCGUACUCGCCCGGCUUUGUGGGACUCAACAAUGUGGGCAAGAACGACUACGUGAAUGUGGUGGUGCAGGCGCUCGUGCAUGUGCGCCCGCUCCGAGACUUCUUCCUUCGGCAGCACGAGGCGCAGGCAGGCACGAGCGAGCUCGUGGCAAGGUUCGGGGCGCUCGUGCGCAAGACCUGGAACCCGCGCGCGUUCAAGCCACAGGUGUCGCCGCACGAGUUCCUGCAGCAGGUGGCCCAGGUCUCGCACAAUCGCUUCAAGAUCACCGAGCAGGCGGAUCCGGUCGAGUUUCUCGGUUGGCUGCUCAACCGACUCCAUGCCGACCUCGCCUCGCCAGGUGGCAAGGGCGCGAAGCGCAAGCGCACGGCGGUGGGCGUCGAGACGAUCAUCAGCCGGUGCUUCCAGGGUGUGGUGCAGGUCGAAUCGCAGCCGCUGGAGAAGGUGGAAAAGCACGAAGAUGACGCUGCCGUGGCUGCACAGGCGGAAAGUCUCGCCAAUGGGGCUGGUCCGACGGGAGGACAGGUGGACGGUAAUGGACGUGCGUGCUUUGAUCCUGCUGGCAAGGUCGAGCGCAAGGACUCGCCGUUCUUUCUGCUGUCCAUGGAUCUUCCCACGCCUCCACCCGUGCUGGGCACGGACGGGGACGACGAGAGCGCAUCGCUCGUGCCGCAGGUCACGAUUGGACAGCUGCUGGCCAAAUACGACGGCACGAGUCUGCACGCCUCGCACGCGCGGCUUUCCAAGUACCAGCUGCGUCGCUUGCCGCCCUUCCUCGUGCUCCACUUCCGACGCUUCACCAAGAACAGCCUUGGCCAGACGGAGCGCAAUCCGACGCUGGUCAAUUUCCCCACCACCAACCUCGACGUGUCCCGCUAUGCUCCGCUGCUGCCUGCGGCCGAUGCGAUGGAUACAGACUCGCCCAUCGCCAAUGCAUACGACCUCGUGGCCAAUGUCGUCUACGACGCAACCCCAGGCACCGUCAACGAAAACGCCGCAUGGAAAUCCCACGUUCACACAUCCCCCGCCAACCGCAAGCAAAAUGCACCAAAGUGGUUCGCUAUCCACGACCUCAUCGUCGACCCUAUCGAUCCACACAUGAUCUUCCUCGCCGAAUCCCACCUGCAAAUCUGGCAGAAGCGCUCAUCGAGCCCGCCUUAG